This is a messenger RNA of Misgurnus anguillicaudatus (oriental weatherfish), 5517 nucleotides long. The record is from RefSeq and is a predicted model, not a curated record. Lineage: Eukaryota; Metazoa; Chordata; Actinopteri; Cypriniformes; Cobitidae.
AUUUGUGGUAAACCAUAGAUGUUUGAUCUUUUAUAUUGAAAACUACUAUCAACAAUAUUACAUUUUCACAUAAUAACCUUCAUUAUUCUCAGUAUUUUGUUUAAAAAAAAAAUACAUAUUGUAAAUUAAUAUUUAGGUAGCUAAUUUUGAUUGAAUGGUGUGUUAUGCAUAACAUUUUAUUAGCGCUGGUUUACAAAGUAUAAACUCCCCCUAGGUCUGUGUACGCCACUCUUUAGACGUGGUCCCAACUUCCCCCUCUCUGCGUCCCGCAUCUGCUGUUAAAAAUAAAAUAAUAUAAUAAUAUUAUUAAAAGAUUUUUAUUUACUUUCGUUUUCGUACUUUCGUUUCAUAUUCGUUUAAUUAUUGAUGUAAACGUUUGAGGAGCAUGUCGCGUCUAAAAAUAAAGGCGUUUUUUCCCAAAGCUUGAGAGGUUGCGCUCAAGUGGCAUCUCCUGUUGCUACGCAACUGCUGCGCACUCCGUGAAGGCGAGGAUAACGUAAUGCGUGAUCGGAUUUUAAUUGCUCAUCUGCUCCUCACCUUUCCUAGUACUUUAGGUUGCCAACUGUCGCGCAUUAGCCGGGACGUUCCGUAUUUUAAGCCUAAUUUACUUGUCCCCGUACGGGUGUCCUAAACCGGUUUUUGGACUGCAACGCUGAUUUAUUUAGUGACUGAAAUGUGGCGUCACAAGAACCGAGCGGCAGAUAACAUAAAAAUCCCGCGAGAGCGAUUCGAGAAGUCAUACAACGGAGACUGCUAUCGAAAUGCUCUCGCGGUACUUUGACGUCAUCCAACUGUCAGUUGUUGCAGCGCCAUUAGCAGCAACAGCAGUAGUGCUGAUCACGAGACUUGAGAAUGAUCUCCGACACCUUUCAUCCAAUCACAAUCAGUAUACGAUCAAGAGAGUCAAAUAAUAAGAUUUCAUGUUUUCUUUUUAUAUUAUUUAGCUGUUUGUGCAUGUAUAAAAUCUGCAUAGUUACAAGUUCGUUCUCGCUGAUCCAGAGACUAAAACGACUAACGUUACGACUCAAACUGAAAUGCCCCAAGGCAUUUCCAACUCAACUAGGAAAUUCUCGCGCUUAUGAUUUACAGACUGAAAUCCUCUGUUGUUGAGAGCGAAUCACUCACAGAGGAGUGUAGUGUGGACCGGUCAAUCCACAGCCUGCCAUCAGCCUCAGAUUGAGGUGACCGAUGGUGAUGUGGAGAAUCCAGGAGAGAGCGUCUCCCUGGAGCAGUCAUCAGCUUCCCGUGAACUUUUCUGUGGGUCACAGUGGAACCUGAAGAGUCCACAUCCUCAUCUUCUCCAGAAGAAUCAAGGUGUUUCUCAAUGUCAAGGAAGGAUCCUCGGAAGCCAGAAUUUCGAGGAUGCUACGUCAUCGACAUCCGUCGAAAAAUAUCCCAUAUACAGGAAAGUAUGCAUAUGUGUAGCCUUCACGCUCUUCGCACUCUGAAAUCACCCACAAUCCUAUGCGCGCAGUGCCGAAAGCACACCUUAUUACUGACGUAAUAAUGCAAUAACGUGCACUUGCUAGCCUGUUCCAUUUAUGUGUUCUCCGAAUGCUAAGAGGAGCCUCGCCUUGCCUCUGAAGGAAGUAACUUGGAACGACCAGUCCUGCCUAGGAAGUACCCUUGACAUUGAGAAACACCUUCAGUCUACACACCACAGGAUAAUAUCAUGGGGACGGAGACUAGUAGUCUUCACGAGAGGGCGGAGACUUUAGUCUUUGAUUUAGUCCGUGUGUCUGGUUGCGGAUACGUGUCUGCAGGCUUCCGAUUUAAGGUAGGGCUUACCCUGUUUAGGUUUGCCCAAACCUCACGGUUGGCUAGCUUGCACACUGGCAACUUAAGAGACCCGAUGGACUGGUGGAUUCUUCGGCUACGAAGAGAAGGGCGGUGGGGUCUGAAGCUGAUUGACAGGUUUAUCGAAAGGUAUGGGUAACUUUUUUUUGUGGGCGAGGUAUCUGUUUGUCCCGUGGGGAAAAAAAUGUGUUGAACAGUUUAAAGUGUAAAGAGCAGUAACUUUAGUUUCUGGACUGGUGAAUGUAAACCAGCGUCUGGAAAAGAUUUAGGGCCAGAUUUACUAAACGGGCCAAAUUAAUGUGAGGGCGCAAUUCCCAAAUAGCGCAGGUGGGAGUGGUAAUAUCUGCGGUUUAUUUACUAAAAAGGCGCAAAUUAAAAAACACAGACGCAGCAGCUGAUUUUCUUAAGGUCCAGCGCAAUCUCUACUAAAAGCAGCGCAAAUUAGUUUAGGGUCGCAAAUAGAAGCUGAUGCUCCUGCAGGUGCGGGUGAUCUGUUAACGCCUGAUGCGCUUGAGUUCAGCACCACGGAAAUCGCAGGUGAAAAUGCGGGGUGUGAAAUCCCAACUAACACGGCAAAGAAAAAAUGAAGUUGUACAAGAAGUUUUAAAACACUGGGUAUUGUGUGACUUCUCCUAGUGACUCCUCUUUUAUUGCCUUCAGCAAAUAAAAAAUAAUGCUUUGCAAACAGUAUUUUUGAAUAAUAUGUUCCUCUGGCCUUCUAAAACUGUUUUAUGUGGAAAAAAAUCUUUGCGCUCUCUGAUCUCUGUGAUUCGCCUCCUAUAUCAGCAACAAUCGCAGCCCUUUCAAGUGCAAAUGGUUUCUUUUUUUGUCUUUAAAUAAUGGCACAAAUACCAGUAAUUUCACACAUGCAAACAACAUGCAAGUAAAUCUUGUUGUGUGAAUCAUUUAAAUACUCUUCCCCAAUAAAUUUUGCAUCUGAAACUUCCAAAAAUGUAUAUGCAAUAAGGUCAAUCACAAAAAUAACUAGCCCACGCCUUUUCGCGCUAAUUGUUCACUGUAAUAAUCCCCACACUCAUUAUUUAAUGCCAAAAUUAUGGUUUGCGCUGGCGCAAGCUGUUAUUAAAUCUGAACUUUAAAAUGCUGCUACAGCAUCUGUCAGAAAUAUAUAUAUAUUUUUUUUUUGCACAAUUGUAGUAACAGUAGUGAACUAGUACUGUAGAUGUCAUACAAUUCAUACUGAUCUAUCUGUUUAAACACUGAAUGAUAGAUGUAUUUUUUCUUUUUCAGGUUAUAGUAAUGCAGCUGUGCACCACCGGCGAAUAUGCAAAACCCAAAUAAAUGCCAUUAUGUUCAUAAACAUGAUGUGUUUUUAAAUUCUUUGUUAAGUCUGUUCAUUUAAACAGAUAAUCCACAGAGUAAUGUGAGAUCCGACUUGAACACGUGAGGUUUUGGCCGUGGAGCUGAAGCUCUGUGCAUCUAGGUGGAGAUUUCUUUACAUGAACUUAACAGCAGUGUCUUAACCGCAUACUGUACAUCACAAGAUGUCAUCAACGCAUGACAGUGAGUUAUGCAUCACAUAUAUCAGCAUCGGUUACAAAGGAAAAAAGGGCCUUCUUUUGUCCUUCUGCACCUGCCCCAUGCGGAGUGGGUAUUUUCACUAAAGAGAUGAAAGUGGGAAGUGAAACAGUUACUGGUGCAGGACGUCAGUGCCCUGAUAAAUUGAUGAGGGCCUAUUCUCAUCUUGAAAAUGGGUCGACGAUCUUUUUAUAUAGAAAAGAUCGUCCACUUGUUAGCAUUCGACCGGAUGUCCCGGCACCUCCUCAACCCACUGAGCCCUCCAACUCUGUGAGUAGCAGUGUGGAAAGCGAUGCUUGCCCCUCGGAGCCUGCAGUCGCUACCAGUGCUGUUGCUCCACAGGUGGAGGAGGCGCUCAUUGGGCGUGCGGUGCAGACAUCCGAGGAGACAUCAUCUCUGAAGCCGCCAUCAGCUCCUCCAAACACAGCUUUUCCAGCUAAGAAUGAUCUCUGGUACACAGUUCCACAGCUUCAAUUAGGGGAAGAGCGGGAUGUGGAGGUUAGGCCGAAGUGGGCCAGACUGGCAGGAUGCGGGAGUGAAAAUCAGUUUCCCACCGUAUUUGCGAGUCCAUCUGAUUUAGAUCAAGAGGACUUUCCAAUGGAGAACCUCCCCUCACCUGCUCCUGUGUCUGCUCCAGUCCCUGAGGAGCCUCAGGUUGCGGCCCUCCCCUCACCUGCUCCUGUGUCUGCUCCAGUCCCUGAGGAGCCUCGGGUUGCGGCCCUCCCCUCACCUGCUCCUGUGUCUGCUCCAGUCCCUGAGGAGCCUCGGGUUGCGGCCCUCCCCUCACCUGCUCCUGUGUCUGCUCCAGUCCCUGAGGAGCCUCGGGUUGCGGCCCUCCCCUCACCUGCUCCUGUGUCUGCUCCAGUCCCUGAGGAGCCUCGGGUUGCGGCCCUCCCCUCACCUGCUUCUGUGUCUGCUCCAGUCCCUGAGGAGACUCGGGUUGCGGCCCUCUCCUCACCUGCUCCUGUGUCUGCUCCAGUCCCUGAGGAGCCUCGGGUUGCGGCCCUCCCCUCACCUGCUCCUGUGUCUGCUCCAGUCCCUGAGGAGCCUCGGGUUGCGGCCCUCCCCUCACCUGCUUCUGUGUCUGCUCCAGUCCCUGAGGAGACUCGGGUUGCGGCCCUCUCCUCACCUGCUCCUGUGUCUGCUCCAGUCCCUGAGGAGCCUCGGGUUGCGGCCCUCCCCUUACCUGCUCCUGUGUCUGCUUCAGUCCCUGAGGAGCCUCGGGUUGCGACAUCCGAGGAGACAUCAUCUCUGAAGCCGCCAUCAGCUCCUACAAACGCUUUUCCAACUAAGAAUGAUCUCUGGUACACAGUUCCACAGCUUCAAUUAGGGGAAGAGCGGGAUGUGGAGGUUAGGCCGAAGUGGGCCAGACUGGCAGGAUGCGGGAUCCCUGAGGAGCCUCGGGUUGCGACAUCCGAGGAGACAUCAUCUCUGAAGCCGCCAUCAGCUCCUCCAAACGCAGCUUUUCCAACUAAGAAUGAUCUCUGGUACACAGUUCCACAGCUUCAAUUAGGGGAAGAGCGGGAUGUGGAGGUUAGGCCGAAGUGGGCCAGACUGGCAGGAUGCGGGAUCCCUGAGGAGCCUCGGGUUGCGACAUCCGAGGAGACAUCAUCUCUGAAGCCGCCAUCAGCUCCUCCAAACGCAGCUUUUCCAACUAAGAAUGAUCUCUGGUACACAGUUCCACUGUGUACCACAGAUAAAGAGGAUGUGGACUCUGAUCUCUAUCAUCACAAAAGGGAGGAUAUCAUGGAGACAGAGACUAGUCUCUCUGAAAGGGCGGAGACUUUAGUUUUCGAUUUAGUCCGUUUGUCUGGUAGCGGAAGUGUGUCUGCAGAAUUCCAAUUUAAGGUAGGGCUUACCCUGGUUAGGUUUGCCGAAACCUCACGGUUGGCUUGCAGACUGGCAAGGGAGACGAUGGACAGGUGGAUUUUUCAGCUCCAAAGAGAAGGGCGGUGGGGUAGGAAGCUAAAGGACCUCUCCAGGUUUAUCGUAAGGUUUCCCACUGUAUUUGCGAGUCCAUCUGAUUUAGAUCAAGAGGACUUUCCAAUGGAGGACCUCUCCUUGGAUGAAGAGAAUGAGGACCACCCCUUACCUGUUCCUGUGGUUGCUCCAGUCCCUGAGGAGCCUCGGGUUGCGGCCCUCCCCUCACCAAUGUCUGCCCAGGUACAGGUAAAUCUUUAUUAG